AUGCGAGAAUCUCAUGAGUAUUUAUUUAAGCAAUUAGAUAAUGUAGGGGGAGGGAAUUCAGCACCAAUUCCAAUUGAGCCCCGUCGCCAUAGGUCUUGGAACUUCAGAUGGACCGUUGGUACCGGUCGCUGUACAAAAGGACAGGUAGGGAUCAACCUUGAUCAACCUUACCGGAUUGAUCCGCAAUUUCGAAAGAGAAAGAAAGUCUUUAACUCUAAUGGGAAAUGGUUUGACCCGCAAAGCCCGGCGGGAGAUAACUUACCAGGGCUCCACGCCCUGAAAACCGGGGCUGAACGCCCCGCAAUCGGAAAAGAAAAGGGUAGGGCUCCAUUGGGAUUUGGUGCAAAAGAUCUUCCCCCUACCUAUGGCGACGGGGCUCAAUUGGAAUUCGGUGCUGAAUUCCCUCCCCCUACCUAUAUGUUUAAUUUUUUUAAACAAAUAAACGCUACUUCGCCUACUAUUAAUUCUAAUUCCGAUGAAAUCAACAGUUUUAAUAAUGAUAUCAAACUGACUUUCCUUCCCACCUUAACAGCAAAUGAAAUCGUAAAAAUCACCAAUAAAUCUAAAACAUCCAAAAAAAUUAGAGCAAAAACAACCGUAUUUGAAUUACAGAGUCAUAUUGCGACUGGUGACACUGGGGCUCGUUCUCUUGAGGAUCCCGUCAUGAAUUCUUCUGGUAGUAGUCCUACUGUUAAUCCUAAUAAUAACGACAUGAAUAUAAUCGCUCGCCAACAAUUUAUUGAUUCGUUGGAACGAAUGGAUAAAAAAUUACAUGAUAUACUUGAAUCGACCGAAUAUCCAGGGACGUUUGCUGCUUAUCAAGAACUAAUUUACGAUUUUCAAAUAGUAAUUGAAUCGUAUCAUUCUGGGGCUCUUUCUCUUGAGGAUCCCGUCAUGAAUUCUUCUGGUAGUAGUUCUACUGCUAAUCCUAAUAAUGACUACAUGAAUAUAAUCGCUUGCCAACAAAGACAUAUUUGUUUGUUGGAACAAAUGAAUAAAAAUUUACGUGAUUUACUUGAUUCGACACAAUAUUAA
Funneliformis geosporum is the source of this 1035-nucleotide messenger RNA. NCBI's taxonomy places the organism in Eukaryota, Fungi, Glomeromycota, Glomeromycetes, Glomerales, Glomeraceae. The record is from the annotation of a GenBank genome assembly.